AUGGUCUACUUCCUGGAUGUGGUGAUGGCGAAAUAUGGAGAACUGUAUGGAUCGGCACGCGUCAGUGAGCUGCUGGGUUUGGAUAAAGCCGCUCUGGACUUCAGCUCAGAGGCUCAGAGAGCAAGAGACCCGUACAAAAGGUUGCCCUGUGACUUUAGAUUAAACACUAUUGAUGUGAAGUACCAGAUAUGGAAGCUGGGAGUGGUUUUCACCGACAAUUCCUUCCUUUACCUGACAUGGUAUAUGUUUGUGUCAGUCCUGGGUCAUUAUAACAAUUUCUUCUUCGUUGCCCACCUGCUAGACAUCGCCAUGGGCUUCAAAACACGGCACACCAUACUGUCAUCUGUUACACAUAAUGGCAAACAGGUACUACAUUUGAUGUGUGUUUGUGUGGUUGUGUAUCUUUACACUGUGGUUGCCUUUAACUUCUUCCGCAAAUUUUACAACAAAAGUGAAGACGGCGAACCAGUGGACAUGAAAUGUGAUGAUAUGCUCACAUGUUACAUGUUCCACAUGUAUGUUGGUGUGCGAGCCGGAGGAGGGAUUGGAGAUGAAAUCGAAGACCCGGCUGGUGACCAGUUUGAGUUCUACCGUAUCAUCUUUGACAUCACUUUCUUCUUCUUCGUCAUUGUCAUCCUUCUCGCCAUCAUUCAGGGUCUGAUCAUUGAUGCAUUUGGCGAGUUGAGAGACCAGCAGGAGCAGGUUAAAGAGGACAUGGAGACUAAGUGUUUUAUCUGUGGCAUUGGGAGCGAGUACUUUGACACAGUGCCCCAUGGCUUCGAGUCGCACACGCUGCAAGAGCACAACCUGGCCAACUAUCUGUUCUUUCUGAUGUAUUUCAUCAAUAAGGAUGUCACAGAACAUACCGGACAGGAAUCAUACGUGUGGAAGAUGUUCCAGGAACGCUGCUGGGAGUUCUUUCCUGUUGGAGACUGUUUCCGUAAACAGUAUGAGGAUCAACUCAGCUGA
This is a messenger RNA of Sinocyclocheilus rhinocerous, 969 nucleotides long. RefSeq names its product ryanodine receptor 2-like. Gene Ontology annotation, biological process: release of sequestered calcium ion into cytosol by sarcoplasmic reticulum; striated muscle contraction. The coding region runs from base 1 to 969 and encodes 322 amino acids. The record is from RefSeq and is a predicted model, not a curated record. The transcript has 10 exons. Gene Ontology annotation, molecular function: ryanodine-sensitive calcium-release channel activity. NCBI's taxonomy places the organism in Eukaryota, Metazoa, Chordata, Actinopteri, Cypriniformes, Cyprinidae. Gene Ontology annotation, cellular component: calcium channel complex; sarcolemma; Z disc.